Molecule: messenger RNA, 2210 nt
Organism: Miniopterus natalensis
Lineage: Eukaryota; Metazoa; Chordata; Mammalia; Chiroptera; Miniopteridae
Gene: UBL4A
Product: ubiquitin like 4A
Biological process (GO): tail-anchored membrane protein insertion into ER membrane; post-translational protein targeting to endoplasmic reticulum membrane
Cellular component (GO): BAT3 complex
Molecular function (GO): protein-folding chaperone binding
Source: RefSeq, a predicted model, not a curated record
AUGCAGCUGACGGUGAAGGCGCUCCAGGGCCGCGAGUGCAGCCUACAGGUGUCGGAGGAUGAGCUGGUGUCCACGCUGAAACAUCUGGUCUCCGAGAAGCUGAACGUCCCCGUGCGCCAGCAGCGGCUGCUGUUCAAGGGCAAGGCCCUUGCAGAUGGGAAAAGACUCUCUGAUUACAGCAUUGGACCCAAUUCCAAGCUCAACCUAGUGGUCAAACCUCUGGAGAAGGUGUUACUGGAAGAAAACGCCACCCGGAAACUGGCCGAGGCCCCACCCCCACGCCCGCCAGCCUGGCAGCUGAUCGCCAAAAUCUUGGCGCGCCACUUCAGUGCUGCAGAUGCCAGCAGAGUCCUGGAUCAACUACAGAGGGAUUAUGAGAGGUCCUUGAGCCGCCUGACCCUGGAUGACAUCGAACGUUUAGCUAGCCGCUUCCUGCACCCCGAAGUCACUGAAGUUAUGGAGAAGGGGUUCUCUAAAUAGGAUUCACCGAGUGUGGGGAUGAGCCUGGCCAGGCUGCAAGCUGCAUGUAGCAUUAAAUGUGUUCUCAUGUUGCAAUUUGGCUUAUAAUAAUAGCUGGUGGGUACCCAGCUCUUGCUAGGUGCCAGGCACCACUGAAAGCACUUGACCUGGGUUGCUCCUCCACCUUGAACAAAAGGUGAGACAGCUGAGACUUCUUGCAGUGAAGUGGGGGAGCUAGAAUCCGAGUCUAGCCAGCUUCUAUAAGUGCCUCAGAAUGAGAAAGAAAAAGGGACUGUUUAGAAGAUUCUGAGGGAUGGGCUUUGGCAUUUGGUGUUUAGCCCACUAAGAAUAAACCCUCAAGUGACUCCUUUCCAGGCCUCUGGCAAGUCCAGUAUUGGUAGGAGGCCAAGUGACAGCCAGCUCUGGGCCCCCUCAGCUGCUGCAGCCAGUGUGCAUUCGAAGGAAAAGUAGGUUGGGGAGUCGGGGAUGAAUAUCACCCAGCUCUAUGGUGUGACCUCAGGCAAGUCCCUGUGCCACGUUGGUCCCCAGCUGUUGACUCUGCCCAGUGAAGGCCACUCAAACCUCACUCAAUUUCCUUCAUCCUUACCCCAGACCCGAUGGGGAGGGGGUGUCUACAGCAGUCCUCCCCUUUGUGUUCCAUAAACUGAGGCCAGAAGCCAAGUGAUGGCCAAGCAUGGCCCAGAGAUGAGAUGUCCUGGCCCUUCCUAUCAAGCUCUUCCCCGGGCACCCCCUUUGCUUGCCUCCCACUGGACACGGGUAGUCCUUGCUCCUUAGGAAUGACAGGUGACUGGCUUAAAGUCACUCACCAAGGCAGUGCCAGAGCCAGGCCUUAGCCAGACCCUCACACAAUGCGCUCACCCACAGAAUGGAAGUGAACCCUUCCCCCACCAUGUGCACACAAGGGCUUUCACUUUGCACACCCCUCACUUCCUAAGAGUUAACCUCAGGGUGCCAGGGAGUGGGCAGAAGCACGGCCGGGUGGCACUGGUUCUCCCACCCUGCCUGGUGUGUGGGCGCUGGAGGUCAUCUUGGCACCUGCUCCUUGGAGGUUACCCAGGGCAGUUGAGGCUGGAAGGAAGCCAUGUGCAUUGGAGGAUGGACACUCCAGCCCUGCCACUGUCCCUGCCUGAGACCCUCCUGCCUGGGUCCCUGGGCUGGGAAGACGGACAGACGCCUUAUGGGCGAAGGAUUUGAAGAGCAGACAGAAGCCCCUCUCCCCACCUGAGAACUGGGAAUAUCAAACAGCAGGGCCCUCUUAGGAGCCUGUGUGAUCUAGCAGCUCAUGUGAUAGACUUGCCAAUGCUCUCAUUUAUUCUGAGUCAGGAAGUUUAUGUUGAAAUUUUAAAUAGCACUAAAGGUGAAUGUGAGACUGACUUUGAUCCAAAAAGAACUGUAUUAGCUAGGCUGCUUUUGGUUUCCAAUAAUUGGUUUAACCAUAAAGGAAAUUGGUUUAAACAAUAAAGGAAACUUACUGGUUUACAAAACUGAGAAGUCCAGGGGUAUUGGCAGCAGAUGAACAAUUUCACCAAAUACCCAGUUUCUUCCUACCUCCCCUCUGCACUCUGCAGUGUCUGCUUCAUCCCAAGCUGCUGCCUCAGGAUCAAAAGAUGGCUGCCUGCAGCUUCCACUGAAUCCCUUGUUCAUAGCCAGCAAGGAGCACCUUCUCACCCUGUAGUGUAGCUUCUUUCUCAGAUGCCCCCAGCAAAUAAACACUGUCCUUUCAUUGGUCA